AUGAACAUCCGGACCCCACCCACACUCCUGCAGCUGGCAGGAGAGAGCCUGCUGAGGGACCAGGCCUCAGCCAUCACAGCUCUGGAGUAUCUGCUGGCUGCUCUCUUCCCACCGCUGUUCAUUCAGGCCCACCGCAGGAGAAUCUGGGAGCCCCUGAAGGCGAUGGUGCAUGCCUGGCCCUUCACUGUCCUCCCUCUGGGCUGCCUGUCACAUCUGUCCCUGGAUGAGGUCUUAAAAGCCGUGUUGGAUGAGCUUGACAUUCUGUUUGCCCAGGAGGUUCGGCCCAGGAGGUGGAAACUGCGGGUGCUGGAUUUAAGGAAAACAGGUGACAACUUCUGGAGAAUGUGGUGUGGAGAUAGCACCCAGAAUUGCUCACUGACGGGACCAGUGGCCGUGCACAGCUCCAGCCCCAACAUGGAGCACCCCUUGGCUCCCUUGGAGGUGUUCCUAGACCUUAACUUCAAUGAAAGGGUCGGGGAUGAGUUUCUCAUGUACAUCAUCGGAUGGGCCCAGCAGAGGGAAGGGUUGGUACACCUGUGCUGCAAGGCGCUGAGGAUUUCUGAGGUGCCCUUCCAGAGGGUCAGCAAGGUCCUGGAUGGGGUGCAGCUGGACUGCAUCCAGGAGGUGGAACAGACCCCCUUGGACAAACUCUCCAUAGAAAAUUGCCAGCGGCUGACGCAUUCAGACCUGACACACCUGUUCCAGUGCCCGAACCUCAGGCAGCUGAAGUCCCUGCAUCUGUUUCGCCUCAGGCUCGCGGAUUUUAGUCUUGAGCCCCUCCGAGCUCUGCUGGAGGCAGUGGCACCCACCCUCCAGGACCUGCGCCUGGAUAACUGUGCGAUGGUGGACUCCCAAGUCAAGGCCAUCCUGCCUGUCCUAAGCUGCUGUCACCAGCUCAGGGACUUCACCGUCUCUGAGAACCACCUCUCCAUGGCCACCAUAGAGAAGCUGCUGCGCCACACAGCUGUGCUGCCCAGUUUGGAGAGCAUACUGUACCCCAUCCCCCUGGAGUAUUACAGGACCCAGGGGACUGUGGAUAAGGAGAGACUUGCCCUGUUUGGGGAUGACUUAAUGGGGAUGCUGAGGGAGUUAGAACAUCCCAACAUCAUCUGUCCUGGCACCAAGUACUGUCACUAA
This is a messenger RNA of Myotis davidii, 1137 nucleotides long. RefSeq names its product PRAME family member 8. The coding region runs from base 1 to 1137 and encodes 378 amino acids. The record is from RefSeq and is a predicted model, not a curated record. The transcript has 2 exons. Lineage: Eukaryota; Metazoa; Chordata; Mammalia; Chiroptera; Vespertilionidae. Gene Ontology annotation, cellular component: cytoplasm.